Molecule: messenger RNA, 1665 nt
Organism: Maniola jurtina (meadow brown)
Lineage: Eukaryota; Metazoa; Arthropoda; Insecta; Lepidoptera; Nymphalidae
Product: CLIP domain-containing serine protease 2-like
Exons: 7
Coding region: 87-1202 (371 amino acids)
Biological process (GO): proteolysis
Molecular function (GO): serine-type endopeptidase activity
Source: RefSeq, a predicted model, not a curated record
CUAUCAGUUAUUCGUAGCGCCUCGUAUUGUGCAGUCCUCUCAUUGCAUUUUAUUUUAUUAUUGGACGUUUGAUAUUUUAGGCAAAGAUGGAUUUUUUGUGCAGAAGUUUUAUUAUUUUAAGUUUCCUAGCAGUGUUAUCGACAAAUGUUCUAGCUCUGAAGGCAUGCAGCGGCAACGCACGGUGCGUCGUGUUCGAGGACUGCAAGGGACUGUACACGCCGCUGACGCGCGUCGCCUCCCCGCAUCUGUUGGACCUGCUGAAACACCUACAGUGCGGGUUCAAUGAAGACCGGCAACCGAUGAUAUGCUGUCCGCCAAUUUUAUCCUUCUAUCCUGAAAGCAGUACCAGCGCCCAUGCAGCGUUUGACAGAGAGGCGGCGCUGGCCUUGCUGCCGGGACCGAGCUCCUGCGGCGUAGACCGCGCCGACAGGAUCUAUGGUGGCUCGCAGACCGAGGUCGACGAGCAUCCGUGGAUGGCGCUGAUCCGAUAUGACAAAUUGGUAGGCAGUGGUUUCUACUGCGGCGGGGUGCUAAUAUCGUCCCGCUACGUGCUGACCGCGGCGCACUGCAUCAAGGGCGCGGAACUGCCCAAGCAGUGGAAAGUGACCCACGUCCGUCUGGGCGAAUGGAGCACGUCGACCGUUAUAGACUGCGUGCAAGACGACUGCAACGAACCACCCCUCGACGUGCCGGUGGAAGAGAUCGUGGUACACGAGGACUACGUGCCGAGCGACGGACACCAGCAGAACGAUAUCGCGCUGCUGAGACUCGCGUACGAUGUGCCUUUCAAUGAUUUUGUGAAGCCGAUCUGCCUGCCCACUGAUCCAUCUCUAGCACAGAAAACCUUCCAGGAUACUGAUAUGGAGGUGGCGGGCUGGGGGAAGACGGAAAUUAGUUUUUCAUCAGCUGUGAAACUGAAAGCUCGCUUGCCCGUUGUGAGCAACUACAUUUGCUCCCAGAUAUACAAGGUGUCUGAUAGAAACAUAAGCGAGAAGCAGAUUUGUGCUGGAGGAACUUCUCACAAGGACUCCUGCAGGGGAGACUCAGGGGGCCCGCUGAUGGCCCAGGACUCGGCUAUGAACUGGAUGGUGUUGGGCGUGGUGUCAUACGGUCCCUCGCCCUGUGGAUCGCCUGGCUGGCCGGGCGUAUAUACGAGGGUCACAGCCUUUGUCGACUGGAUACUGACUCAAUUGCGACCAUAAGUUUUUUGGUGACGGAACAGUACUUAGAAGAUAUUUAGGUAAUUCUCAUUAAAUAACUAUCUGACUUGGCUUGGCAGCUGGAAUUACACAAAAGUCUUUAUUAGGGCGGGCAGGGGGGGAGGGGGGAGGCCUGGAGGGUGAAAGGAGCAGAGCAAAAGAGCAAGAGAGCUACGGUGCAUGCAUUGGCCCUCCCCGCGGAGUCUUCAGUCCAGAAACCGAGUAGACUGCCCAGGUUGCCGAGGGCUUCAUGGAGUGAGGUUGUGGAUCUUAAAUGGCGCUCACAUUGUGCUACCAUACCCGUGCACGUGCGUCAGUGUUUCAUCUACAUCCACGCAAGUGUAUUGAACUCUUAUUAAAGAACUCCGGCUUUGCUCGGGCGGAAUUACUCAGUAUAAUUAAUUUAAGUUUAUUGUAUUAUUAUCAUUAGGUAUAAUUAUCUACAUGAUUACAAUUCUUGAUUUUU